AUUUGGUUGAUGUCCGCCUGGAGCCUUGCAGUGUCUGCAAUGGAAGACACUUGUCACGCAGAUUCGGGUGUUAUCUGCAAAGGAAGACACGGUGCUGUGGCUUACAUCCCUGUCUAUGUCAGAUAUGAGGAUGAGGAACAAGAUGGGAGUGUGUCAGGAAUAGCCAAGAGCUCUCUCCAGUACUAUGUCAUUGAUAGUAAUGAAGCCCUGGAGUUCAAACUAGUACGAUCUGUUGCUGACAUUGAUGAUGACGAGUUGGUAUUCAAACCUGACAUGUCUCACCAGAUAUAUGGAGACAGUGAACAAAUAUUUGGGUACAGUGGGCUUCGUGUCAAGCUGUAUUACAGCGCAAGCCGUCUCACAACAUACCUCGCCCACACUUUCGUAGAGAAGGUUGAUCCUGAAAAGUUUGAGGGUGUUGAGCCAGAUGAAGUUAUAAAGCCAAUAGCAGAGCGAAUCCCACCAGGAUACCUGACAAACUUGAGUGAUUUCUCUGCAGCACUACAGAAGGAUGCCUCUUUCAAACCAUUUGGGGAAAUGAAGCGAAGAUUUAAAAUACAGUUGGAAGAGGGUGAGGAAAAGACAUACGAAGUUUAUCUUUGUGAUAUCUCGGCCACAGGAUUUUUAGAUUAUCACGAGCGUAUCCAAACAUUCCUCUUGUGGUACAUUGAUGCAGCUUCCUACAUAGAUGUAGAUGAUGACAAAUGGAGAUUUUUUGUUACGUAUGAGAAGUAUCUGGUUAAUGGUAACCCUCAGUAUGCCUUUGCUGGUUAUACCACUGUCUACGAGUACUAUGCUUAUCCUGCUAACAUUCGACCGCGCAUCUCUCAGAUGUUAAUUCUCCCGCCAUUCCAGAGAUUAGGAUUAGGAAGGGAAAUGUUGGACACAAUUUACACUCAUUACAAAGAUAAUGCUAAAGUUCUAGAUAUUACAGUGGAAGACCCAUCAGACAACUUUGCAAGAUUAAGGGACUUGGUAGAUAGCAAGAAUUGUUUGAAAUUAGAUAGUUUUCAGUCCAAAAAGCUUUUAAAAGGCUUUUCAGAGGCCAUGGUAGAAGAGGCCAAGAAAAAAUUGAAGCUCAAUAAGCGUCAGGUACGAAGAGUAUAUGAAAUCCUUAGGCUACGUGUAACAGACAGAUCAGACAAGGAAGCCUACAGAUGGUAUAGGUUAGAUAUCAAGAAUCGUCUCAAUGUACAGUAUAAGAAAGAAGAUCGUGAUAUGGAAAAACUUAAGAAAGUCUUGAGACCAGAGGAGUUUGCUGCUACUAUGACUGUUACAAGUAAAGAUCAGCGUUUGGAGAGUUUGGAGCGUCAGUAUGCGGAGUUGGAGGAGCAUUAUUUGCAUGUGUUGGAGCGUUUGGCUGGUUCUGACCUUUCUUGACAAACUGGAAGUGAUCAUUUGGUUGACUGUCUUUAACUUGUUAAUUUACAGUUUGCCAAGAUUUUCUUUUUUGUCCCGAAACCUUUGAGAAUACAAAUAUUUCGUGUAGGUAAAUAAAUUUUUUUUCAGAAUGAUGAUGUCACUUAAUUAUUUUGUAUCCUAAUUUUUUGAAAUUAAAGAAAAACUGAGAUCAAUUUUGGUUAAACGUAAUGGUAAAUGCUUAUAUUACUUGAUAAUCGUGAUUGUAUACAUGUACUCUUGCAAUGCUCAGAAUGGGAUAAUGCUUGAUGAUCUUCCCCAAACAUUGUUGUCAUCUAUUUCUAUCACCUCCAAAUGAUUACAAUAAACAGGCAUUUCCAUUUUGUGGUGAAUCAUAAUGAGGACAAAAUUUGCUUUGAGUAUUCAGAGUCAUAGAAAUUUAUGAAGUUGAACUGGUGAAACACAUGAAGCGAUUAACAGGAACCUGAAGUAGGAAAAAAGUUUCAAAGCUUACCAGUUCAUUAGCCCUAAGUUAUAGAUGGCACAUGUAUGGCAGUAGAGUUUGAGAAAGAUAUUAAGUUACAACCAUAUUUUCAUCAAAAUAUUUAUUUUCAUUUGAUUGAAAGCAAAAUGUAAAGGUUGUUUUGUAUAGCUCAAAUAUUGGCCAAUAAUUGUGUACAUUGCAAAACUAAUGUAAUACAUGUAAAACUUAACUACCAACAAUUAGUUCACUGUUAUCAUAACCAGAAAACAACACUUUAUACUACAUAGUAUUACUUGCCAGAUGGAAUUAAUUGAUUUGGAAACAAAAGUACUGAUUACAUAUGCAAGUUUGUAUAAUGUUUAAAAAGAAGGCAAAUUGUAUAUACUAUUCAGUGUUUAGGUUGUGAGUCAACUUUAAUUCCUGGUAAAAAAAAAGAUAGAGAAAUCUUAGCUGAAGUGAUAAACUGGUCUACAAAAAUUAUCUUGGAUUCUAGACAAUUGAAGGUGUAGAGAUAGCUGUUGCAGUGUUCGGAAAAGUCUGUAUAGAUUUGCAUGUGCCGGUCUGCUUUGAGCUUUGGAAGAUGUAUAAUACAGUAAACCAAGAUACAUUAUAAUUUAAUUUUCAAGAAAAACAAUAGUGCACUGUACCUGAUUUUGCAUCGAUGCAGGUAUAGAUUUCUCCCUUCACAGGUCAGUAGGUUACUGUCAGUAGUACAAUAUUAUUGUAGUUUUUACUGCAUAAUUAUUUCCAUCUUUUUUCACCCUCACCUUGUUUCCAUUUUGCACUCAUGGUGUGAUGCAUUACCCUUGAAGACUGCAGCAAAAGUAAAAUAUUUUGGUUAUUUCAAAAGCCGUCCAGUUAGUUUUUUGUGCUUAGAUAGUUGUCGUUGACUUGCAGAAGCAUUGUGAAUGUGGUUGAGAGGCGAUUAGAAUUUCAUUAUGUAAAGGAUUGAUAUCAUAGGACAAAAUUUUACAGAUAAGGGACUUGUUUAACCGCUGAAAUAACGUGAAGGGUAUUGAGAAUGAUCUUGAGAUGGCAAGCCACACAUUGUGAACUGCACUGAUUCUGGUUUCAUGUUUCCAGAACUUGUGUGGAUAUUGACUGGUAGCAGGUGAAAAGUUGAAGGAAUUUGUACAGUGUUCUAAGCAGUUUGAAGUUUGCAAUCCACAUUACACUUUUUUUUUUUUUUUUUUUUUUUUUUUUUAACCUUCAGAGAACUUUUACAGUGAGCAGCCACUGCAAAAGUAGUACAAAUACAAUUGAAUUAAAACAAAAUUUUUUUUGACUUGUACCCAUUGUUGUUUGAGAGUUGUAUUUGUUAAAAUAAUGUGCUUGUGCUUUCUCAGUUGGAGAAAAUUAAUAAUUCUUUAGAAGUUUAGUGAGGCUUUUGUAUCUGUUUUUGUAUUUGGAUUUUAUACAUAGUAACUGACUAUGAGCAUCAGGAAAUUUAAUAGAAUAUAAAGCAUGUAAAUGAAAGUAAAUGUUGUGUACCAUAGUAAGAAUAUAAAAAGAUUUAUUGUAUUGUUUGUCAGCUAUUAUCAAAGUGUUAGCUACUGUAUUUUACAAGCAGUUACACUGAAUCAUUAUAUUAAAUGCUUUUGACAUUGUGAUAAUUUUUAAGGGAUUUGUGAAGAAAUUAUUGGAGGAUAAUACAGGUAAUUAUUUUGUAAUCCUGAUUUUGGCAAGUACACACUUUGAUAUGGCUUAGUCUUGGGUAACAUUAAGUCACUUAAAAAGUAACUUGUCAUAAACUAUAACAAACUUGAUGUCAUUGAGAUCUGCCAAUCAAAGCACAUGUUUUAAUGUCAUCAAUCACAUUUUAUUGCUAGCUGUAUUUCAUGUCAUAAAAAUGUAGUGUCUACAUUGUAUUUUUGUGGGACCCUACAGUGAACAUAUGCUUUUGAUAUUAGUAAUGCUACUAGUUAAUAUUCCAUAAAAAAGAAUGAAAAUAGAGAUUGCAGUUAAAGUGAUAUACAGAACAAAUCAUGUAUUAUGCUAGGACAUACAGUGCAUGAAGUUGCUGUGACAUGAAUUAAAAAGCUUAGUGAAUUUCAUAAGCAGUUGUUGAAAAAAUGUUGAAAAUUUAAUGUACAGUAUUUAAAUGUUACUUGAAAAUUUUACAAAUUUUUAAAUGUAUGUUUAUGGCCAGCUUGGCAUUAAAGAAUAUUUCAAUUUGUGAGUAAUAAUACAACUUUCUGUGCA
Cherax quadricarinatus is the source of this 4045-nucleotide messenger RNA. RefSeq names its product histone acetyltransferase 1 (gene Hat1). Gene Ontology annotation, molecular function: histone H4 acetyltransferase activity; histone binding. The record is from RefSeq and is a predicted model, not a curated record. NCBI's taxonomy places the organism in Eukaryota, Metazoa, Arthropoda, Malacostraca, Decapoda, Parastacidae. Gene Ontology annotation, cellular component: nucleus. Gene Ontology annotation, biological process: subtelomeric heterochromatin formation.